CUUAUAAUGCCUACCUAGGUACCUACCUAACCUAUGUAGGUACUAACGAUAUCCCUACGCUUAGCUGAGCACAGCCAUUUGGCGACGCAUAAAGGACUAGAGACCCAAGAUGUCUCAACGUCUCAGUUGCUUCUUCCAUCUUCAACAUUGAAUCUGCUCUGCGAGGUGAUAAGAUGCCCUCCUCUAAAUUUAAUGCGCUACCAGCGCUGAGAAAACAGCAUCUCUUGGUCGGGUUCGCUGGACUUAAACAGACGUACCCCGAAGGCGUUUUUGUAAGCCUUACUCCUGGCGACCCUAAUCUUUGGUCCGGAGUGCUUUUCGUUCGGGAUGGUCCUUAUGCUCCCGCCGUGCUACGAUUCCAGAUCUCCUUUCCCGACUUAUAUCCUAGACUACCACCACUAGUUACCUUCUCGACCGAUAUGUUUCACCCCUUAAUUACACCUCUGAGCACGUACAUGUAUUCGACCGACGUUCACGAUAACGGUACCGUAAGCGCAACCGAUGCGGAGCGAUUACCGCCCGGAGGUUUUAGCUUGAGGCAUGGAUUCCCCGGCUGGUUUAGGCGCUCAAGCCGGGGCCAAAAUACUGGUAGUGGUAGUGGUCGGCAGUCUAGCGGACAGCAGGAUGAACAGCAUACGCCACAUCGACCACCUCCUCCGUCGAUGAGUAGUGCAGGCACGCCCGGGUCUAAGGGGUCUGCUGUUGGUACAUCACCUGGGUUUGCCGAGACGAAUAGAAAGGAAAUUUCUGCGUAUGAGGUCCUUCGAUAUAUACGUAGCACCUUCAGCGACGAAGACGUGUUGGACUCUAUCCCUCUCGAGGCUGCCGGAAAUCCCGGUGCCUGGCAUGCUUGGCGGACAUAUCGCAUUGACAAUGGGAAGGAAUUCUCCGACACCUCUAACCCGACAGUUGCCAAGCCUGUAUCUAAAGAGACCCCCGAUUCUCCAAGGAGGCCAGGGGAAUGGAAUUGGGAAGGUGUAUGGGAAGAAAGGGUCAAGAAAGCUGUGACUGCAAGUCUGUCCGAACCUGUCUUAUUUGGUGGAGUGGGUGCUGCUGACGAUGUUAUUCGCUUUCUGAAUGUGGAGGACAGUGACGUGGAUGCUAUAAAAGAUGAUCUUCUACGAACCUUGAAUCACGACUCCUGAUUCGGACUUGCCUAUAUAUAUUUAGUGGAAGGCGCAUUUAUAUUGUGCUCUGGCGAGGAUGGCUUUUCUAUUUAGUUUCUAGUUCUUGAUACCCAGCACGAUAUACAUUCCAUUUCUAUUUUUCACUUCCC
Molecule: messenger RNA, 1276 nt
Organism: Daldinia decipiens
Lineage: Eukaryota; Fungi; Ascomycota; Sordariomycetes; Xylariales; Hypoxylaceae
Product: UBC-like protein
Exons: 4
Coding region: 174-1145 (323 amino acids)
Source: RefSeq, a predicted model, not a curated record